AUCGGUCGAGCAGUGAGGUUUCCGUGGACAAGUGAAUUCACGACAAACCAAGAGUCCAAAAUGCGCUUUUUGCUCACCGCGGGUUUGUGCCUCUCCAUGGCCGUCUGCAUACUAGCAAACGACUUCAACCUCGGCGAGCGACAGGAGGGUGAUCACUCCGUCAUCGACAAGACCAUUUUUAAGCCUGCUCUCUCUUUGGUAUCCAGGAGAGUCACAAUCCCCGUAACGUGUCCGUUGCUUCACGAAAUCAUCACCUACGUUAAGAUUAGCAGUCUAAAUGACAAUGAGGUUGACUUUCAACUGUUUGAUGAUGUCGGCAUGAGAUCCUUAAUGGUGAUAGCAAGAGGAAAAGAGGGUGAGGAAUUAUCGUUAAAAGUAGAUGGUUACUGCAUAGGUGCAUAGGUCCAAACACAAUUACCAGAGAUACCGACAAGAACGGAAUGAACAACUCGGGAAUAGACAACGACACGGCGAGCUACGACGUGGCAAAAUACGACACCAACUACACCCUAAAAAUAAACAAUAAGGAAAGAAUAAACAACACAUUCAAUGGCAAUGAUAACACUGCCGAUAACGACGACGAAAUCUGACGAAAAUGA
This is a messenger RNA of Harpegnathos saltator (Jerdon's jumping ant), 599 nucleotides long. RefSeq lists its product as uncharacterized. NCBI's taxonomy places the organism in Eukaryota, Metazoa, Arthropoda, Insecta, Hymenoptera, Formicidae. The record is from RefSeq and is a predicted model, not a curated record. The coding region runs from base 61 to 402 and encodes 113 amino acids. The transcript has 2 exons.